This is a messenger RNA of Theobroma umbraticum, 2177 nucleotides long. Its product is annotated as ubiquitin domain-containing protein DSK2b-like. Gene Ontology annotation, molecular function: polyubiquitin modification-dependent protein binding. The record is from RefSeq and is a predicted model, not a curated record. NCBI's taxonomy places the organism in Eukaryota, Viridiplantae, Streptophyta, Magnoliopsida, Malvales, Malvaceae. Gene Ontology annotation, biological process: ubiquitin-dependent protein catabolic process. Gene Ontology annotation, cellular component: cytosol.
AUUCAUAAUAAACAAAUGCUUGUUCCUCUUUCUCUUUCUUUCUCUUUCUUCAGCAAUGCAAACACAAUCUCUGCUCAAUCUCUCUGUUUAAUCCACUUUUUUUUUUAAUUUCCAGGAUUGGGUUUUUUGUAUAGUAGUUCUUUGAUCGAUUGAGAAAUUUUUUCCCUUUUUUUUUUGCUUUUUUGUUUGAUUAAAGAGUGUCGAAGGGGGCCUCCCAAGUUGGGAGGGGUGAGAAAGACCAUGGGAGGAGGUGAUAAUAGUGCUGCUACGGAAGAGGUGAGUCAAGCCAACGACGGAGAUGGAGUCACCGUCAACGUCAGAUGCUCAAACGGCUCCAAAUUCUCCGUUCAGAUCAAGCUGGAUUCGACCGUCGAGUCCUUCAAGGCACUGCUGGCCAGCAAGUGCGAUAUCCCCGCCGAUCAGCAGCGUUUGAUUUACAAAGGCCGGAUCUUAAAGGACGAUCAAACUCUUCAAAGCUACGGUUUGGAGGCAGAUCACACUGUCCAUUUGGUUUGUGGUUUUGCACCAACACCAGCACCACCGACAACAACAACCAAUGCAGCUGGAUUGAACGCAUCUGGGGCUUCAAACACCACUCAAACAAAUGCAAGGACUGUUGGUUCAAAUGAAGCUGAUGCACUAGGAGGGGCUGGUCUUGGGGCUUCACUUUUUCCUGGUCUUGGUCUCGGUGGCUUAGGUGGCAGUGCUGGUCUCUUUGGAGCUGGGCUUCCAGAUUUUGAACAAGUGCAACAACAAUUGACUCGAAACCCGAACAUCAUGAGAGAAAUAAUGAACAUGCCUGCUGUUCAGAAUUUAAUGAAUAACCCUGAGAUAAUGCGAAGCUUGAUCAUGAACAAUCCUCAAAUGCGAGACAUCAUUGACCGAAAUCCUGAGCUUGCACACAUACUUAAUGAUCCAAGCACUCUCCGUCAAACACUUGAAGCUGCAAGAAACCCUGAGCUCAUGCGUGAAAUGAUGCGGAAUACAGACAGAGCAAUGAGCAACAUUGAAUCAUCACCUGAAGGGUUUAACAUGCUUCGCCGUAUGUAUGAAACUGUUCAAGAGCCUUUUCUGAAUGCAACCACAAUGGCUGGGAAUACUGGAAAUGAUAGCGCAAACCCAUUUGCGGCCCUCUUGGGAACUCAAGGAGGAAACCAAGCUAGAGAUGGAUCAACCAACCAGUCCACACCCACUUCUGCAACUAAUGCCAAUUCUCCUGCUCCCAAUACUAAUCCACUACCAAACCCUUGGUCUUCUGCUGCCACUGGAGGUGCCCAAACUAAUACAACAAGGUCAAAUGCUAGUGCGGAUGCUAGGCCACAGGCACCUGCUGGGUUAGGUGGUCUUGGUCUCCCAGAGUUCGAAGGCACGUUUGGUGCUAUGCAGGAUAGUAAUAUACUGAAUCAGUUGAUGCAAAAUCCAGCUAUUUCACAGAUGAUGCAAAGCCUCUUGUCCAACCCUCAAUACAUGAACCAGGUUCUUGGUCUUAAUCCUCAACUCCGGAGCGUUCUUGAUUCUAAUUCUCAACUAAGAGAAAUGAUGCAAAACCCUGAAUUUCUUCGUCAGUUGACUUCUCCUGAGACGAUGCAGCAACUAUUGACUUUGCAGCAGUCUUUUCUUUCACAACUUACUAGGCCACAAUCAACCCAGGAACCUGCUCAGACUGGUGGAGGUGCAGGAACGCUCAACAACAUGGGGUUGGAGGCACUGAUGACCAUGUUUGGUGGACUUGGGGCUGGCAGCUUGGCUGUUCCUAAUAGAUCUGAUGUACCGCCAGAGCAACUAUAUGCCACCCAGUUGUCACAGCUUCAAGAAAUGGGUUUCAUCGACACUCAAGAGAAUAUUCAAGCAUUAAUUGCCACUGCAGGGAAUGUUCAUGCUGCAGUGGAGCGGUUAUUGGGAAAUUCUGGUCAGUAGUCUAUUAUCAAUAUUUAUUUAUGUCAAAAUUUGUCAGUUUAAACAUGAGUUGUAUUCAAGCCCUAUUUCUGGAAGGAAUAAGUUUUAGAUUAGGAUAGAAGGGCUUGGAAUUAACCGGUGUAUUUCUCUUCCUAGAGAGGCCAGUCAGGCGUUUAAGUGUCUUGUACAUACUCGGACAUUAAGAUGGGUCAUAUGAAUUGGCUGUUAAAUUUGUUUAGUACCUAAAAAUCAUAUCAAUGGUCCAUUUUACCUUGAAAGAA